UUGCAAAGUUGUCACUCUUUCCUCAGCACGGUAUUUAAAAAGAGUUUCUCUCAUGUCCAGCCCUUCACAAGGCAGCAAGCUUCAGGCCUUGCGAAGCAACUCGGGGCAGGCACCGCGUUACUGGUACCGCAAUCUGGUUACUGGUUUCCAGUCUGGACAAUGAAAACCUUUAGAAGAGUUCCCAAAGAAACAAACCUGCAACAGCGUCAAACCCACAAACAAAUGGUUGUUUAGGGAGGAAAUCUGUUCCGUAUAGUUUGGAAGGUUUCUCCCAGCUCUGCUCUUCUUCUGAUUGCCGAGUCUGAGCUCUGACCAGUCACAGGCACCGGAGUGUGGACAGGACUGGAAGCCAAAUGGAUCCCACCAGCAGCAGCUGCAUGCGCGGUCCCCAACCUCCUGCUCCGCUUUGGGGGUGCCUGCGGAGCCCCCAUGUGGAUGUCACCGCAGCGUCAGAGCUGAACCACUACCCACCAGCACCGUUCUCCUUCCAUCAAAAAUCAGAUUUCUCUGCUUACUCUGAUUUCUCAACCUCCUGCCUGGCAGCUGCUCCCCAAAGCUUCCCACGCGAGGAGCAGGCGUUUGUGGAGCAGCACCCGUCUUUCCAACACUCUGACUGGCAUUUUGCAGCAACCGAGGCCAGAAGACAACUAAAUCCCGGACUGGCCUUGGGUUCUGGGGAGUCAGAAGGCAACAGCCCAAAUCCGGUGAGCGCGGCGGUGGGUAUGGAUGAAGAUGAUGAGGGACCAGUAAAUACGACAAAUGAGACUGAGAAAAAGUCAUCCAAAAGGAAAAAGGAAAACUCAGAAAACCAGAAUUCCAGCAACAAGACAGAAGCAAGCAGCAAGUCCCGGAAGGAGAGGACAGCUUUCACAAAGGAGCAGCUGCGGGAGCUGGAAGCCGAAUUUGCCCACCAUAACUACUUGACGAGGCUCAGGAGAUACGAGAUAGCUGUGAACCUGGACCUCACCGAGAGACAGGUCAAAGUGUGGUUUCAAAACAGAAGGAUGAAGUGGAAACGUGUUAAAGGUGGGCAACCAGUGUCCCCACAUGAACACGACACAGAAGACGUGGACUCUGCUGCCUCCCCCAGCUCUGAGUAACCCCUGCAGCAAUGGGAGAGGAGCACAGAGAGAAGAAUUGAGCAGAAAGUGGAUGCAACACUGCUCCGGGUCAGCUACACCGUGAGAUGAUCCUGCCUGCUAAACCUGUACCCCUGAGUCUUUAGAAGGUGGAUGAUGCUUUAGGUUACAGAGACAAUUAGAGAAAAAAAAAUCAGAGAAGCCAAAGGAGGGCAUGAUUUUGAUUUUUGUCAAUGGAUUUAACUCUCUGGAUUGUCUUCAGAAUCAAAGCUAGCAAACACUGAAUAUCCAACAGGAGCGAUGUUUUCUAGGCUCCCAAAUGUUCAGAAAACACAGGUCGCCAGUCAGCAAGUAUUCUGUAUAACACAACUGUAUUCUCAUCCAGGCUUUCCCUGGUCAUAUCUCUCCAUUCUGCAUUUGGACUUGACAAGGCUCAUUUCCCUUGUGUCUUACUUUAGAGAAAUAAAUAAUUAGACAGCCCCUGAUUUUUCUUGCAGUAUGAAUCGAUCACCUGUACGGCCAGGCAGUAAGGUUAAGAAAUAGAAAAUUGAGACCCAAACUAUAUAAACUGAAUUCUGCUUAUCAGUUUCACAUCAAUGGUCCAAGAGGGCAAGUGCCCUGUUGACGCUCACAAUUUGCAGAGGAAGAUUUCUUCCAAGCUUACUGUAAAUCCUGAAAUUAAAUUGCUAUAUCUCAAUUGCAAAUAUUUGUUCAAGGCAGUCAUAACCAAAUAUCACAGCAGGUACAGCAGAGAUUAAGACCUCAAGGGAACAGCCAUUGCUCUCUUUUUCUCAAUAUUUAACUCUAUUUAACUAAAGGAAACUACUCGUUAAUGCUGCAUUUUGUUUGGGUUUACGGAGUCUCUCUGGAAACCCACAGUUUUCUUUGUGAAAUCAGGAUUGUCAGAAGUAGAAAACAAUGAGUGAUUUAAACUUGGUUUACUGUCUACAAAGUCUUGUUUCGCUUUUCAUUGGAGACAAAAUCUUCAUCUGAA
Messenger RNA from Cuculus canorus (common cuckoo), 2073 nucleotides. It is a transcript of the gene MEOX1, whose product is annotated as mesenchyme homeobox 1. Bases 354 to 1100 code for a protein of 248 amino acids. Gene Ontology annotation, cellular component: nucleus. The transcript has 3 exons. The record is from RefSeq and is a predicted model, not a curated record. Lineage: Eukaryota; Metazoa; Chordata; Aves; Cuculiformes; Cuculidae. Gene Ontology annotation, biological process: positive regulation of transcription by RNA polymerase II. Gene Ontology annotation, molecular function: RNA polymerase II cis-regulatory region sequence-specific DNA binding; DNA-binding transcription factor activity, RNA polymerase II-specific.